This is a messenger RNA of Effrenium voratum, 978 nucleotides long. NCBI's taxonomy places the organism in Eukaryota, Dinophyceae, Suessiales, Symbiodiniaceae. The record is from the annotation of a GenBank genome assembly.
AUGACGCUGGCGAGGAGCCGGAAGUGGCAGGCCGCCCUCAGCGCACUGCGGAGAAGGACCGGCCUUUCACCGAAGAUCGCCUUCACGGCUGUGGCGUCUGCCAGUCUCAGAGUCUCCGAAUGGCAGAUUGCCCUCGACCUCCUCACGCGGGAUUUGGCGCUGAAAGGUGUGAGCCUGGACCAGCGAUCCUACUGCACCGCCCUGACGGCCUGCGAGCGCGGCCUGCAGUGGCGGAAAGCGCUGCUGCUCUUCGAGGAGAUGCGGCGCCAGGCGAUCCAGUCCAAUGACUUCAUUUGCUCGGCGGCAAUCAGCGCUUGUGGCAAGAGCACCAAGUGGCCAACGUCCUUGCGCUUGCUGAGAGAGCUGACGGAGGCCUUGGAGCCGUGCAAAUUCAGCAUCAACGCAGUCAUCCACGCCCUCGCCAGAGGACGAGAGUGGCAACGUUCCCUCCACCUUCUGGAGCUUUUUAAAGGAGAUGUGGUGACCUUCAACGCAGCCCUCGCGGCUUUGUCGGGGUCCGCGCUUUGGUCGCAUGCCCUGGCCAUCUUCGAGGAGAUGCCGAUCCGUCGCUGCGACCCGGAUGUAGUCAGCGUGAACACGGUGGCCAGCGCGUGCGAGCGUGGCUCUGCCUGGCGCCGGGCACUGGCGAUGCUUCGAGACGCGUCCGAAUCGCAGGUUGACCUCGUGGCCUUGGGAGUGGAGGCAGCAGCACACGGGCGCGCACAGCACUGGGCCGUGGCUGUGGCGGUGCUUGCAAAGACGCAGGCAAUGCAGUUGCAACGGGGCCGCGGCGCCAACAACAGCUUCCUGGGCAACAUUGUACUUUCAGCAUGCGACAAGGCAGCUGAAUGGGAAGCUGCCUUGGCAGUUCUUGAGAGCAUGAAGGUGUCAAAGGCCGCAGAUUUGGUCUCCUUCAACACCUGCAUAUCAGCAAGUGCCACGGCAGCGCGGUGGCACAUCGCCCUGGCCGAGUGUUGA